Messenger RNA from Botrytis deweyae, 402 nucleotides. RefSeq lists its product as uncharacterized. Lineage: Eukaryota; Fungi; Ascomycota; Leotiomycetes; Helotiales; Sclerotiniaceae. Bases 1 to 402 code for a protein of 133 amino acids. The transcript has a single exon. The record is from RefSeq and is a predicted model, not a curated record.
AUGCCUGCCGUUACUUCAAUCAUUUGUGCCGGGAAUCGGUCAGAGGUGGGAGAAUAUUGUAAUCCCAACAUUGACUGGGUCACUUUGCUGAGAUCUUUUCUCCUUCCGUUUACUACUGUGGGGCUCAUUGUCGUCUUUAUACAUUCGUUGGACUGGAUUGUCACUGCAAUUGAAACCUGUCUGGAGAAUCGAAAAAAGAAACAGGAGGCCGCCAAGAGAGAAUACCAGCCGCUGUUGAAUCCACCGAAUUUGCAGGGCGCACAUGAGGAAAUUCACGAGAGACAAGGCGAGGAUAUAUCGAUUGAUGAGUUUCAAGGCGAGCAGGAGAAGGGCAUUACAGAGAGGUAUCAGAGGCUUCCGAUCGAGAUGCGACAGACAAAUUAUGGUACAAUUACCAUCUAA